This is a messenger RNA of Drosophila serrata, 576 nucleotides long. RefSeq lists its product as uncharacterized. The record is from RefSeq and is a predicted model, not a curated record. Lineage: Eukaryota; Metazoa; Arthropoda; Insecta; Diptera; Drosophilidae.
AUUGAAAGAACUAUUUUUAUUAAAUAAACCCCACUCGAAAUGACUACAUCUACUGAAGAGGCUAUUGGAACGCCCAACUCUGCAUUCCAAGACCUGGAAAAGCGACUGGAAACAUAUAUGCGAAGAGCCUUCGGCUUUUGGGACAAUGGAUUGGACACAAAAAAUGAAUACGAUCUUAAACAAGUCGAGUAUUUCGGGAUACUUAGCUUAACUGACAUGCGAGCGCCACAACGAAAGCUGUGGUAUAUGUACUAUGCGACUUCGGAACAGUUGGAUAAAACUAUAGAUCAAAUACACCGCAAAUAUGGCCAAAGGAAUAUGUAUGAGCUCUUCCGAAAGCCCGUUUUCUCGGGGCGUGGAAUGCGAUCCCGGGUUAAGAACCACUUUUCCGGCCUUAGGUGGUACGUCAAGGGGAAUGUCUUAGAAGCAUCCCCCAAUAGCUGUUACAACAACGAAAAGGUGGUGAAGACAGUCACGGAUCUGUACCUGACCGAAAGGCGAAAGUACUACGAUUAUCUAAAUGAAAGGAGUGCUUUAUAUGCAAAGUAUAGUAAUGUUCUUCAAAAUCAUGUAUGA